AUGCGGCCAACACUUCGUGUGCUCGCCCGCUACCUCGAGCCGGGCACGCCCACCGGCCUGACUGGCCUGUGGACGCACGGCACGCCUCGGUCCACCCUGCUCUACCUCUACGGCAGCACCCUCAACAAGCUGCAAGCGAUCCCCGAGACGUCGCUGUACCGCCAGUCCGUCGAGGCCGUCACCAAGCACCGCAUGGGCCUCGUCGAGCAGACAGUACCCCCGGGAUACAACGAGUGGGCCGCCAAGGCUCGCGAGCUGGUCAGCAAGAACGCCGAGCAGUUCCGCGUCGCCAGCGGGCGCGUGGACGGCAGCGAGGCGCGGACCGUCAGGCUCGGUGACCGCAUCUUCGUCGUCGGCGCCAAGCACGAGGAGGGCGACGUGCGAACCGAGGAGUGGAACGGCGAGGAGGACGAGGGCGGCGAGCUCGAGGGCAUCCGCACCCCCGAGGAGAGGAAAGACCAGGUCAUAUGGGCUGAGCGCAAGCCCCUGGAGGACCACGAGAAGGUCGAGUGGGAAGACGAGCCCCAGUUGACGGCUGAGCAGAUCCAUGAAUUGGAGCAAAAGAUUGGCGCCGGCCUCAUCGAGGAGGUCAUUCAGGUGGCCGAGAGCGAGCUUACGCUGAUUGACACGAUGGAAAAGUCCAAGGUCUGGGAGGACCUGGAAGAGAGGCCCGUCGAGGGCCAGUGGGAGUACUUUGACCGAAAGUCCAUGUAA
Molecule: messenger RNA, 714 nt
Organism: Purpureocillium lilacinum
Lineage: Eukaryota; Fungi; Ascomycota; Sordariomycetes; Hypocreales; Ophiocordycipitaceae
Biological process (GO): respiratory electron transport chain
Source: RefSeq, a predicted model, not a curated record